AUGCCUAGCAUAUUCUCCCGCCUCAAGGGGAAGGACGGCCCCACCAAGAUAUCCAAGUCCAAGAAGAACGGCAACCUCGAUCACCUCACAAACCAGUUGCCGCAGAAGCCUCAAUGGGAGGAUGGCUUCGCGCGGACGUCGGUCGAGCCCGAGGAGGUGCAGGAUCUGGUGCACCGCUGCACAUUGGAGCUGAAGGCUAGAGGCCUUGACAUACCAUUCUUGCUCCUCCCAUUCCGCCCGACCUCCAACCCUAGUGCAGUCCGGACUUUUAUACGGCAUUUCUUCGACCACUCCUCGAAUCUGCGCGGUGACAUGCUGGGUCAGGAGCUUCGAAUGCUAGAACCAAUGGUCAUCUCUGGCGUUAUAAAGUGGUGCUGGGCUAGGUUGCAGGGUGGUGUGGUGGGCUGGGAUGCCUAUGAGCUGUUCAAGGUCGGCGAACAUGACUCGGAUAUGGCGCGCGAUUCCUUCCGGACGUUUAUACCCCUCAGUGUAGAGAAUGAGGCGCGGUCGUCCAUAAUAUUUGACUUCUUCGACCUGCUCUCUGCCGUAGCCGCGCACGGCAAGAUGAAUGGCUUUGGCGGUCGCAAACUCUCUCGCAUGGCUUCAUGGUGGGCUUUCGAGCACAAGGAUACUGGCAACGGUUUCGAGGGUGGCUACAAAAUUUGGCUCAAGGCAGCCGAUGCGACCAGCCAUCUGUUCUUCGCCUAUUUACGAUCCAUCGCCCCUCAACAAACGCAGGCUGGAAUCUCCAUGCUUCCAAUGUCGCUUCAGAAACUGCUUCAGGAGACCGAGUACCCUCCGGAAAGGCCAUCGCUCAUGAUGUCAACAACAUACAAGGUGGUAAUGAUUGUUGAGACGGUAUCGCCGACCCCCUUUGCGCUCCUCAGGCGAGGCAACCAUUUCCAGUACCGGGACAACGACCGACCCUUGUUUGAAUUUUCCGAAUAUGAAGAUCCUGUUCAGGCAUUGACGGAGGAAUGCCGCAGAGUUCUUAAGGCGAUUGCUGCGGCGAACCAGACCCAGGCACUGUCCAGUGCCAAGCACUCGACGGGUCUGCGCGAUGCCUCUUGGUCACGGUUUGAGGAUAUCGGAUUCGGGGCGACGCUAAUGGAGGAGGAUGAUGAUUCGGAGCAGAGGCAAGGGAGGCGACAAAUUACUGGGCUUAGGACUACGCCAGCUUCGGGAGUCAAUCUUGCACGACCAACCACACCAUCGUGGGCCGAUUUCUUGUCCUCUGGGUUUGCGCAGGAUGGGCCCAACAGCCCCUCAAACCUCCUACUUCCGCCCGACAAAGUGCUUCCGCCCAUCGACACGACAGUUCGUCAGCGCAGCGCACAGUCUCACCGGCCGAGGCUGGAGUCGGAGCAGAACCUCGAGCCGGGAGAGCUGGCAAGCAUAUCCCGUCUCGAGCUCGACGACUCGUUCUGGUGGGUGUGGAUGACUAGUCUCGCACCUGAGGAGACGGCCGAGAGGAAGUCUGCUUUCGGAAGAUGUGCUGUUAUUGAAACUCAGAUCCGUAGCGGGCGGUGGCUGAUAUUCGAGGAGAUGGUCAAGGGCGCCGCGCCGGAGCCCGACGAGGGUGCCUACAUCGCGGAGAAGAAGAGUUUCUUCAGCUGGACGCGCCGCAACAAGACAGGCAUGUCCCGCAGCAAGUCGGUGGGUAAGAAUAUGCUCGGCAGGGGAGAUGGUCAUGGUGGCGACAUGGGCAACAGCAAGGCUAGCAUCGGCCCAGACCAACAAGCCAAGAUUCAAGCUGCAGCGCAGCGACUCCAUGAAAGAGAGAUGAUGGAGAAGCGAGCGGCUGCGCAAAACUCGCCGACCAGGCGUGGGAGGACGGACGCUGAGCUGAUUGCCGAAAAGACCAAGAGCGUCAUGACGCUCCAGCCCGGCCUGAAGACUGAGGCGUCCCCGGCGAUGCAGUGGGCCAAUCGGUACGACAAGGAGGCCAUCCGCGAAGCCUAUCUGGCCAGUUCCAGCACAGGCCGGGGUCUUGGGCAGUCUACAAUGCAGAGCAACGGAAACGGGUCACAUACGGGCCCCAUCCAGGAGGACGAUGAGGCGCCGCCACCUCCCCAGAAGUCGCCCUCUUUAUUUCCUCCUCCUUCGCCCGCAGUGGCGUCACAUUCUCCUGUCACGAGAGAGCAUCUUUCGCAAGCGCCGACACCGGAGCCGGCGGCCUUGCCUCCACCUCCCCAGGAGCAGCAUAGUAUGGACCUGCAACGAAGCAACCUGGUUUCCCCAGAGCCUGAUUUUAGCCCUGAUAUUAAAAAGCAGCAGAAGAAGCUGCACAAGGAGAAGGAGAAGGAGAAAGGAUCAGGUGGAUUCAGAAAAUUGUUUGGUCGCAAGAAGGACAAGGAGCCUAAACAGCAACAGGGCUCGGAGGACGCGGGCAACGGCUUCCCGCCGGCGGCAGCAGCAGCACCAGCAGCAGGAGUGGUGGGAGGAGCGGCAGGGGUGGCAGGAGGAGCAGCUGCCGCUGCCGCACUGUCGCCUGAGCCUCAUAUGACUGGACCGAGCUCGCUCGCAGCUCCCAGCGAACGAACCGAUGAUUUUACGCCCCGAGCCCACACGCCCGUCACACCCACAAAGCCCGCAACCGGCGGCGCGCCUCCCGUGCAGGAGUAUGAGCCAUCCAUCGAGACAGUAUCGCCGAUUGAGACGGUGGAUGCCAACGAGGCGCGUGAGGAGUUCAGUCGGUUUGAUCAGGGCCCACUAGCGGACCAGCCAGCCUUUAUUCCCGACGACUCGGACGACGAGUCUUUUGAUGCCAUCCCGCCACCCAUCGCCAGGCAGCGUGAGAACGUCGCUCCGCAAGCACCACCCGCCCCUGCUCCCGCCCCUGCUCCUGCCCAUGCACAUGCCCCCGAGGUCCAGUCGCCCACUAGCCUGACACCGGCCCAGGAUAGGUGGGCGCAGAUCCGCAAGAACGCGGCAGAUCGUGCGGCACAGCAGAGGCAGAGCGAGGAGCAGAGCCAGGGUGGGUACAGUAAGACGACGGAUGGCGAUGGCGAUACGAGUGGAGAAGAGACUAUCGAAUCCAGGGUUGCCCGAAUCAAGGCCCGGGUGGCUGAGCUGACGGGCAACAUGGAGAACUCGGCACCACCAGGCAGCCGGACGCCUCCUCCUAUCCGUCGUUGA
This is a messenger RNA of Pyricularia pennisetigena, 3138 nucleotides long. RefSeq lists its product as uncharacterized. The transcript has 5 exons. Lineage: Eukaryota; Fungi; Ascomycota; Sordariomycetes; Magnaporthales; Pyriculariaceae. The record is from RefSeq and is a predicted model, not a curated record. Bases 1 to 3138 code for a protein of 1045 amino acids.